AUGGAGCUCAACUUGGAAUUGGUCAAUCUGAUUUGCAGCGUUGUGGUCCAAAAUCUCAUCAUUGGGACCUUGCUGAUCGCGACGCCAAAGCGCUCACCGUAUCGCUUCCUUGCGAUCCCUAUUCUGAUAUGGAACGCCAGCCGAUUCGUACGCCCGCUGGAGUUCUCAGUGUACAUUCAGACAAAUACAGUUGGCAUGCUUACGGUCUCCGUGAUCACAGCGAUCAAUGUCUUGCUCAUCAACCCGCUCGAUGAACGCGACCUUGCGCGCGAAAUGCCCACCACGUUUUUCAGAUCGGGCCAUUUCUAUUAUGUCUUUGAGAUUCUCUCAUUCACGCGUGGAAUCAAGACACCACGUCAAGUGAAGAAUUUGCCUGCCCAGCCUGCGUUCUAUGAUCGCUAUGGUGGGAAGAUCCCGGUCGGUCGCUAUCUGCUUAGGCAAUUGGCAAUCAUGAGCUGGCAGUUCCUGGUCAUUGAUAUUGUCCAAACUCUGAGACGCCAGAUGGAAUUGGAAUCUGGAUUCAAGGAAAUUGAGUACGAAGUUUCGCUGGAAAAAUGGAUUGAGCGUGCUUUUACGAACAAUAUCACCUGGUUCCUGGUUGGCCGAGCUGUCAUCGAUUGCUCUUUCAGACUCUCCUCGAUCGUAUUUGUGAGUCUGGGUCUUGAUGAGCCAUCGAAUUGGCUACCGCAAUUUGGCCGUAUGAAAGACGCGUAUACCCUACGCAAUUUUUGGGGGUGA
This is a messenger RNA of Penicillium cosmopolitanum, 738 nucleotides long. RefSeq lists its product as uncharacterized. The coding region runs from base 1 to 738 and encodes 245 amino acids. Lineage: Eukaryota; Fungi; Ascomycota; Eurotiomycetes; Eurotiales; Aspergillaceae. The transcript has a single exon. The record is from RefSeq and is a predicted model, not a curated record.